AUGCUUAUUUUGACAGACAUUAUCGUGUCUCGUUUUAUUAAAUCCCAUCAAAUUGUGAAUUACACAAUUUGUUGUAUUGUACCAUUGUAAAUUAUUGUAUUAUAUCAUUUUGUUAUUGUAAUAAACUAUUUUGUAAACACCAAAUACGUGUGUGAAUUAAGCUACGCCGAUUAUGAUCUUGUCUUUAACGAAAGAUAUACUUAUAUAGAUAUAGCAUGAAAUUUCGAAUAAAUCGUAAUUCAAAAGAACAAACGUUGCGUAUGGUUCAAUCCCCUAGAUGUGAAACGCGCGCGCCUGCAUUUAAAAAUUCCCUAAUGAAUGGAAAUGACAAUGACCGAGGAGACACAACAGUCUGAGACAGCCGCACAAAAUGAGGCACAAACUAGCUCUCCAGAUGUUGGAAAAGUUAAAGACAAUAAAAAAGAAAAAUGCCGACCUAUGACAAAGGUAGUAAUACGAAGAUUACCUCCAACAAUGACUCAAGAACAAUUCUUAGAGCAAGUUUCACCAUUGCCAGAGCACGAUUACCUUUACUUUGUGAAAGCUGAUAUGUCUAUGGGACAGUAUGCUUUCUCGCGUGCUUAUAUUAACUUUGUUGAGCAACAAGAUAUCUUUAUGUUCAGAGAGAAAUUUGACAAUUACGUAUUUGUUGACUCUAAAGGUACAGAGUACCCAGCAGUAGUAGAAUUUGCACCUUUUCAAAGGUUACCAAAGAGAAAGAUAGGGAAGAAAAAAGAUUUGAAAUGUGGUACAAUAGAGUCUGAUCCAUAUUACGUAAGUUUCUUAGAAAGUCUGAAAAACCAAGAAGCUGAAUCUAAUGUAUCACAGCCAAAAACAGAAUACUCAUAUCAACCACCUGAUAAUACACCAAAAAAAGUUACAACCACACCUCUCUUAGAAUAUGUAAAACAACGUAAACAAGAGAAACAACGUCUCAGAGAUGAGAAACGUGAAGAAAGACGGCGAAGAGAUCUAGAAAGGAGAAGAUCAAAGGAAGAUCCUAUUAUAUCUAAGGUAUUGAAAAAUCCAGAUCUUGAUAAAGAAAUGUGUAGAGAUAAUAAAGAAAAUAGAGAGGAAAGGGAUAAACUUUCACCCAAAGACAUCAAAAAUCGUAUUAAGAAAGAGGAUAAAUUACGUGAUAAGAUUCCUCGUGAUUCCAAAUCAAUAACAAAAGGAUAUAGGGAAAGAAUUGAGGAUAGAAAUAAAGAUAGAGACAUAAAACAUCAAAGACGGCACGAGGAUAAAAAGAUAUACGGAAGACGUGACGAAAGAGAUGGUAUAAAUGAUAGAAGAUUUGAUGGAAAAGAUGAUAGAAAAUAUGAUUUUAAAGAAGAUAUUAAAGAUUCUAGGGAACGAAAAAUUGAGGAAAAAAGAGGUAAAAGUUACGAGAAAAUGAGACAAGAAAAAAAAAGGCUUGCAGAAACUAAAAAACAAAAUGUAGAAUUUAGUGUUGAUAUGGAAAAUGGUGCAAAAUUAAGAAACGAAGAUGAAGAAUUCCUAAAAAAAGAAUCUGAAGUUGAUUUUUAUGCGAAUAUUAAAGAAAACGAAGAAACCAUGGGUGAUAAAGAUGCUAAAAACAAUAAAGGAAAAGAGAAACAAGAAACUAAUGAAAAAAAGAUAUUAAUAGAUCCUUUGCAGGAUUUUGUGACAGGACUAAGAAGAACAGAAACGGUUGUUGAAAACAGUAAAGACAUUGAAAAAUCAAAAUCCAUUGAAGAUAUUAAUAAAAAAACUAAUGAAGAUGAUGAAUCUGAAGAAAAGAAAGAUUCAAAAGUUACAAAAAGGCGUAGUUCACUUGAAAGUGGAGGAGAAGGUGGUACAGGAGAUGGAAAUUGUUUAAGAAGGCACAAGUCUUUAGAUGGAGGAGAUCAAAAUAACCUACAGAAGACUGAAAAUGAAGAUAAAGAGAAAGAUAAAAAGGAUCCACGACUAGAACGUCGAAUCAGGAACAAAGAUCGUCCUACUAUGGAAAUUUAUCGGCCUGGAAUGGGAAAAUUUAGCAAACAAAGAUUAGAACGAGAAAAAUCUAAUACUAACGAUGAAAGAGCAUCGCUUUCACAAAGUCCUACUCCAAACCCGAAUUCUAAUAAUCUUUGUAAAUCAGGAAAGCCUGGAACAGAAGUACGUUCUAUGACAUUUAAACGUAGUAUUAGUCGUGAUUUGGUAUAACGAUGGCUAAAUGGAAAUCUCUUUCUAAUAUUAGUGACAUAUAUGUCGAAACUAUGUUAAUAUAUAAGAUUUUUACGCUAGUCUUUCUCACGACGUACAAUAUCAUACAAUAUCUCUAUUGUACACAAAUGCAUAAUAAAAUACAGUGUUUUACUUAUUACUGGAAAAUCCAUGUAGCCACAGUGUUUUACUUAUUACUGGAAAAUCCAUGUAGCCACAAAUGUAUAAAACUUUCGAAGCUAUUUCGAAACUGCAUUUGAUAUAUACCUUUAUUUUCAAUCCUUUUGUUGUGAUAUGUAUAUUAUACGUAAUAUUAUUAUCAAUUAUCUAAAUAUUACAUCAAGUGUUCAUAAUUUUCAUUAAAAUAAAUAUUUCUAUAAUAAUAUUUUAUAUUUUGUAAAACUAGUUGCUCCAUUUUUUAUAAUAUUUC
Molecule: messenger RNA, 2599 nt
Organism: Heterotrigona itama
Lineage: Eukaryota; Metazoa; Arthropoda; Insecta; Hymenoptera; Apidae
Source: the annotation of a GenBank genome assembly